UAUCCCUUUUUGUUCCUUGAAAGAUAAGAAAAAACUAUAAGUAUGCAAAUUGUUAAUACGCAUGAGUGCGUGAAAGUUCAAUAAAUUUCACAAUUUUUUGACUGAAAAGUUAAUUAGUUGCAGUGAUAAAAUGGCUUGAAAAUUUGCAAUCACCGUACAAUUGGAUUAUUUUCAAAUUUGAAAAAGGAGGAAUCGCGGCGCAGGAAUCGGAAUACCUGAGAGCGUUGUGUCAACGUGAAAGUCGUCCAUCCUUGUCGCGCUCAUCGCUUUUCGCAUAUCGUCGUUCUUGUUCCUGAGGCUGCGGAGUGGCUGCGAGAGGAUGGAUCCCAGUUACAUACCUAACAACCCCCAGUUCGGGGUGCAACUCGAGUGCAAUUGGACGCCCGCCGUGCAAAACCAGAACAUCGGUUCCGUGGCCGCCGGUUCCGGCACGUGUCCUUCCAUUUCAACACAGGACGAUCUCUCUUGGACCACCGAAGACAUGGGAUCCUUUGCAUUGCCCUUGGAUUUAGAACCGUUACCAUCGUUGUUUCCUUUCUCGCCCUGCUCUAAUCCGAAUAACAUAGGUUACAAAACAGAGAAUCAGUCAAUUUUGUUGAGGGAGAACAAACAGCCAUCAGAUGUGGCCGACGUCCUUCUCUCAUUGAAACAUGCGGUGGUCCAUCCCAGUCAGCAAGAAGCGCAGCACCAACACCAGCAGCAACAGCACAUCUACCAUCCUCAGGUGCUGCUUUCACCCGGCGGCUACACCAGCACCAUAUGCGAGCAACCCUUCAGUCCCCAAGCGCCUCCCAUGUUUCCCAGUAUGUCCGUAAACGUUUCAAUGAAUAUGACCAUGCACGGAUACCAUCCAGCUGCCACGAAUUAUCCACCCAACUCGGACAUUUCGUACCCGCAUCAGGUCCAAUGGAAUUCUACGCCACAAGUGUCUACGCCUAUGAGUUGCUACCAGACGCAGGGUCUUCUGAGCCCUACAUACGGAGGAACAACGUAUUCUUUCACUGCCGAUUUCCGUCCACCGCAAGAAAACACGGCCAUUUCCACGCAGUAUAAACCGACGAAUUUCAAUGGAGUGCCGCCCCGACGGAGACACAGCAUCUUCGAGGAGGACUCGCAAAAACCUAACGUUUGCCGAAUUUGCGGUAAAAGUUAUGCGAGACCAAGCACACUGAAGACUCAUCUGAGAACGCACAGCGGAGAAAAACCAUACCGUUGCAUCGAUUGCAACAAAUCUUUUUCGCAAGCGGCGAACCUCACCGCCCAUGUGAGGACGCACAGCGGUGAGAAGCCCUUCAGGUGUCCCGUCUGCGACCGUCGCUUCUCGCAGUCCUCCUCGGUGACAACUCACAUGCGCACCCAUUCCGGCGAACGACCGUACCGAUGCAGACUCUGCAAGAAGGCCUUCUCCGACAGCAGCACCCUCACCAAACACCUACGCAUUCAUUCGGGAGAGAAGCCCUACGAGUGCAAGCUGUGUCUGCUCAGGUUCUCGCAGAGCGGCAACCUGAAUAGGCACAUGCGGGUCCACGGCACCGCCAACGGACAUCUAUCAAUGACCACGGCUCCCUGACCCAAGAAGUACUAUUCACAUCAACCAUUCUAGUCACCAGUAUAUAUACAUACACACACACAGAGACAGACGUUCGAGCGGAGAGAUAUAUAACAGACGAUAAGAUAUGAAUACAUCGAAAUAUACGAACUGUCACCGUAAGAAGUGUCAGACAUGUUUUCCUGUUUCCUUUGAUCUAGUCCA
This is a messenger RNA of Nicrophorus vespilloides, 1753 nucleotides long. It is a transcript of the gene Gl, whose product is annotated as protein glass. Gene Ontology annotation, biological process: regulation of transcription by RNA polymerase II. The record is from RefSeq and is a predicted model, not a curated record. NCBI's taxonomy places the organism in Eukaryota, Metazoa, Arthropoda, Insecta, Coleoptera, Silphidae. Gene Ontology annotation, cellular component: nucleus. The transcript has 5 exons. The coding region runs from base 320 to 1570 and encodes 416 amino acids. Gene Ontology annotation, molecular function: RNA polymerase II cis-regulatory region sequence-specific DNA binding; DNA-binding transcription factor activity, RNA polymerase II-specific.